AUGGUGUCAAAGGGAAUUCUGCUCACCAUUUGCGUUGUCUACCUGGCAACACUAGUGGUAGGGAACGGAGAUUUAACAAUCGGUACUACAGCGUUCGCCCAAAACAUAUACCAUAAGAUUCACAGCAAACCGGCUUUGCCUAUAAUAAGAAGGAGUGAAGAAAUAAAAGUACGGGCACCAAACAAUGGACUCAUUAAAGGGGUGGUUAUAAAAGAUCUUAAAGGCAACGGCGAGAGUCAUAUCAGAAGUGGCGGAUUAAAUAAAAACAGUGUCACAAUAAAAUUGGAAAGCAAAGGUGGUCAUGGAUAUGAAUUCUCUGUCGAUGUUUAUGCGUAA
Messenger RNA from Papilio polytes (common Mormon), 336 nucleotides. RefSeq lists its product as uncharacterized. The transcript has a single exon. Bases 1 to 336 code for a protein of 111 amino acids. The record is from RefSeq and is a predicted model, not a curated record. Lineage: Eukaryota; Metazoa; Arthropoda; Insecta; Lepidoptera; Papilionidae.